AUGUCCUUCACGGGCUCUGUAACCGAAAAUCUUUUAAAGUUCCUAGGCAUAUCCUCUCUACUUCUCUUGGCCUAUUUCUGUAGCCCUGUUGUGCUUCGUCAUCUGAUUGUGGAUUAUGAGGGGAAUCGUCUUCCUCCAGGACCGCCAGUCCGUUACGCGUUCCUUCGAAAGUAUGCUGAAAGGGCUCUUGACGCUUGGGCGAAACAAUACGGAUCAAUGUUCUCUAUCUGGAUGGGAAGUCAGCUAUUCGUCGUAAUAUCUGAUCCUGUUGUAGCAAAGGACCUUCUUGUCACAAACGGAGCGAUCUUCUCUAGUAGAAAAAAGUACUUUAUGAAGAACCAGAUAAUUCUUAAAGGUCGAGCCAUUACCGCGUCCGAAUACGGCAAUAAAUGGAGACAGCACCGUCGGCUUGCGGCACUGGCCCUAAACCCUAAAGCGAUGGAGGGAUACGCUUCCGUGAUGGAUUAUGAAUCGCAUAUUCUCAUCAAAUCCCUCUAUGACGAGAGUCAACAAGGCAAAUCCCCGGUCAACCCUGCUCAUUUUGCUGGAAGGUUUGCAUUGAACAACAUGCUCAUCAUGUCUUUUGGACUACGAACGACGUCUUCCUAUGACCCGCUUGUUGCAAAGGCCCUCGGUUUAGCCAUGGAGUUUAUGGAUCUCACUGGGCCAUGGUCCAAUUGUGUCGACUUUUUUGAGAUUCUCCAAUACCUUCCAUCACAAAAGCGUUCACGAGGUCAAAAGUUGCACGAUGAUCUCAUUAAAGUAUAUGGUGGUAUGAUCUUAAACUUCAAGUCCAGGAUGCUUUCAGGAGAGAAUGUUCCCGAUUGUUUGGUGAAGACGCUCUUGGAGACCCAGGAAUCCGAGAAACUCGAUUGGGAAGAUUUAUGCAUGCUUUCUGCCGUAUUCACAUUAGGAGGUGUUCAUUCCACAUCGGGAAUUAUUCAAUGGUUCCUGGCUUUGAUUCCAUCACACCGCGAGGUACUUGAGCGAGCACAGUUAGAACUGGACCAGGUGAUUGGUCGUGGACGAUGGCCGUGCCUCGAAGACGAAGCUAGCCUUCCAUUUACUAGAGCAAUCAUCAAAGAGGUCCAACGUGUGCACGCUCCAUUUUGGUUUGCUACGCCCCACUGCUCGUCACAAGAUUUCACAUACAAAGGAACCUUUAUACCGAAGAACACUGUUGUUCUUCUAAACUGCUUCACGCUACAUCACAAUGAGUCCAGAUAUCCCGAACCACUUAAAUUCAAUCCGGAGAGAUACAUCAACGAUAAGCUUUCGUGUAGUGAGUCUGCCAAGCUGGCCAACGUGAUGGAUCGGGAUCAUUGGGCGUUUGGUGCAGGACGGAGAAUAUGUCCAGGUCUACCUGCCGCAGAGCGAGAGCUUUGGUUGGCUAUAUCACGUUUAUUAUGGUCAUUCGACUUCAAUGCGCUUCCUGAUGAGCCAAUCUCUCUUGAAGAAUACGACGGAUUAUCUGGCCGUACUCCACUUCCAUAUAGACUUCGUCUUACUCCACGAUUCGAGGGAGUCGUGGACAUUAUUAACGCCGUAGAAGAGACAACCUUGUAG
This is a messenger RNA of Psilocybe cubensis, 1566 nucleotides long. RefSeq lists its product as uncharacterized. Gene Ontology annotation, molecular function: monooxygenase activity; oxidoreductase activity, acting on paired donors, with incorporation or reduction of molecular oxygen; heme binding. Lineage: Eukaryota; Fungi; Basidiomycota; Agaricomycetes; Agaricales; Agrocybaceae. The record is from RefSeq and is a predicted model, not a curated record. The transcript is spliced from 9 exons. The coding region runs from base 1 to 1566 and encodes 521 amino acids.